AUGAGGACCACCGACCCUGAGAUUAUCCUCUUCCUCGACUCUGAGGAUUUAACUAAGCUGCGAAAGCCCGAGUCCUCCAUGAACACAUCGCGUGUAUGGAAGUGCUCGCAUGCGCGUUGUGACGCGAGGCCUUAUUCAAAGAAAGCGCUGCUUUUCAGGGCGCUUAUUCGGCCUCUCUAUGCCCUCGUGUUUUUAUUCGGUCUCUUCAGUCUCUUUACAUUCACUCGGAGCGGUCUUUUCUCGUUUUUCGCAGAUGCUCGCGAUGCUCACCUUUUCCUAAAUCACCAGUCACCUCUCUCCUCGAUUUGGCCGACUCACGGUGUUGACCCCGUUGCUUGUCAUUCCCAUAACGACUACUGGCGCCGUCUUCCGCUCUUCUCUGCUCUUGCGGCUGGCUGCAUUAGUGUGGAAGCGGACGUCUGGUUGCACAAUGGGGAUCUCCAAGUCGGACAUACACGUCAAACUGUGCUCCCAGGACAGACGUUGCGCAGUCUCUACCUCGACCCGCUCCUAGAGAUGCUCCAGAAAUAUAAUCCAAUUGCGAAUGAUUCAGAAAUCCCAGAAGAGGUCGUCGGCAUCUUCGCUAGAGAUCCCAAGCAAACUCUCGUCCUUCUCGUCGACUUUAAAGGAGCUGGAGAACUUAUUUGGCCUCACCUCAUGGAACAACUGCAGCCCCUACGAGAAGGUGGAUACUUGACCUACUUCAACGGCUCGGAAGUCCAAAAUCGCCCCAUCACAAUCGUCGCGUCGGGCAAUGCUCCCCUCGAGCAAAUUCUCCAAAGCACAACCCACCGUGACGUCUUCUACGACGCUCUGUUGGACGUCCUCACCCACACCACAUUCUCAACCGUCAAGGAUCUCAGAAUGGACGGGUCUCUUUUCAACGACCACAAUAGCUACUACGCCUCCGUCGACUUCCACCAGUCCAUUGGCUCACUUCCACUCGGCCGUCUUUCUCAGGGUCAGCUCGCUAAGAUUCAGCAUCAGAUACUUGUUGCGCAUGAACGGGGUUUGAAAGUGAGGUACUGGGGAACACCGAAGUGGCCGAUUGGUUUGAGAAAUCAUGUUUGGAGGGCACUAGUUCGGGAGGGGGUGGAUGUGCUUAACGUGGAUGAUUUGCAUGGUGCGACAAAAGUGGAUUGGAGGCCCAGGACUUGGUGGAACUGA
This is a messenger RNA of Penicillium maclennaniae, 1167 nucleotides long. RefSeq lists its product as uncharacterized. Bases 1 to 1167 code for a protein of 388 amino acids. Gene Ontology annotation, molecular function: phosphoric diester hydrolase activity. NCBI's taxonomy places the organism in Eukaryota, Fungi, Ascomycota, Eurotiomycetes, Eurotiales, Aspergillaceae. Gene Ontology annotation, biological process: lipid metabolic process. The record is from RefSeq and is a predicted model, not a curated record. The transcript has 2 exons.